AUGGCUGAAUUAUUAACAAUUGAAAAAUAUGCUAGAAUAUGUGAUGAUAUUUUCUUAAUAAACACCUCCAGACAAAGUCUUGUUGUUGGUGGUGGAAACAUUGCUUUAAAAUGUGUAAGAAUAUUAAAAGGAUUAGGCUCUGAAUUAUCAUUAAUGAUAAGAGUAAAAUACCUAAGAGAGUUUGAUCAGGAUGUUGUGAAAAUGAUACUAGAGCAUAAUCAAAAAGUUUAGUAAAAGUCUACCUUUAAUACAUAACAAGAUGAGGUGCCUUCGAAACUGCUUUUAUGGUAAUAUGAAAAUAAGCCAAUACUAUGUUUGGUUUAUUCAUAAAACAUAAAUAAACUUGCCUAAGAGAAUCCUGUAAAGUGGCCUGAAAAAAAGGAAAGGGAAUAUGAGAGGAAGGAAGAAGCCUUUUAGAGAAACGACAUAUAAGGUUGA
Messenger RNA from Paramecium tetraurelia, 438 nucleotides. RefSeq lists its product as uncharacterized. The transcript has a single exon. Gene Ontology annotation, molecular function: thioredoxin-disulfide reductase (NADPH) activity. Gene Ontology annotation, biological process: cell redox homeostasis. Gene Ontology annotation, cellular component: cytoplasm; mitochondrion. Lineage: Eukaryota; Ciliophora; Oligohymenophorea; Peniculida; Parameciidae. The record is from RefSeq and is a predicted model, not a curated record.